Paramecium octaurelia is the source of this 362-nucleotide messenger RNA. The record is from the annotation of a GenBank genome assembly. Lineage: Eukaryota; Ciliophora; Oligohymenophorea; Peniculida; Parameciidae.
AUGAUAAUAGAAAGUUUAGAUUUCAGAAGUAGCCUCAUAAAUCAAAGGAUAAGUGGUUAAUUAACUCAUGUUUAUGAUCAUUUCAAGCUUAAUAUGAAAAAAGAACUACAAUUCACUGAUACUAUUCAAUUAAAAAAUGAAAUCAGUUCUAUCAUCAAAGAAUUAUUAUAAAUAUUAUUAACAUUAUAAAUUAUGUUAGAGAUAGAUCCUUACGAAAUUUUAUAUACCAGCUGUUGGAGAAAGCAGAAUUAAAUAAUUAGAUAACAAACUCUCACUUUUAUGACAAGUAGUCUUUCUACUUUACUGAACCAAAUUGAAUAAAUGUUUAUUUUUUAACUUAGUAAGUUAGGAAAUAAGGAUGA